Molecule: messenger RNA, 1264 nt
Organism: Gallus gallus (chicken)
Lineage: Eukaryota; Metazoa; Chordata; Aves; Galliformes; Phasianidae
Gene: AvBD14
Product: avian beta-defensin 14
Exons: 3
Coding region: 233-427 (64 amino acids)
Biological process (GO): defense response to Gram-positive bacterium; defense response to Gram-negative bacterium; innate immune response in mucosa
Cellular component (GO): extracellular region
Molecular function (GO): CCR6 chemokine receptor binding
Source: RefSeq, a predicted model, not a curated record
GGAGUUGUUACGUCACGCUGCUUGCUUCUCGCCGGCUUUUUGGGGCCCCGGUUGGUACAUCCCGAUGUCCCCCGUUGUCCCCGCGGGACUGAGCGCUAGGUGGCAGCCGGGGCACGGUGUGCGGUGCUGCCGCAGAUGAACUACGUUAUUUUUCCUCCCCUCCGUCGGAAGAGAUGGCUGCUAAUGAAGUCCAAAUAGCGUCCACAGAUUUCAGCUUCAGGGCGACACGACAAUGUCAACCAAAGCCAUGGGCAUAUUCCUCCUGUUUCUUGUUCUCCUGGCAGUACCCCAGGCUGCACCAGAGUCGGACACUGUCACAUGUCGGAAGAUGAAGGGCAAGUGUUCGUUCUUGCUGUGUCCUUUCUUCAAGAGAUCCAGUGGUACCUGCUACAAUGGACUGGCAAAGUGCUGCAGACCCUUUUGGUGACAUUCCGUGGUCUGUGUUGAGCUGGUAGCCUUGGUGGUGUCAUUAGCAGCGACAGCAGUAGCGUAGCAUCGUUCUUCCCUAUGCAGCCAUGCUGUUGUUUGGGGUGCUGCUAUCCCUGGUGCUGGGGAAGGCACUUUGGCAGGAAGCCUCACGUCUGCUCUUCGUCCGUGGAUCCACACCUGGGGAAUCACUGCUCUCCUCAUCCCCUGGAUGCUGCCCCUCUGCCAUCACCAAGGCAGCGUUGAGCUGUGUGCCUGAAAUGGGACAACUCCUCUGUUUUCCAAAGAUGUUUCUUGUUGGGAAUUUCCCACUUGUGUCAAGGGCAGUGCCAUUUGUCCCAUGCGAUGCAGAGGCGCCCCAGCAGACCUCACACACCCAACAUACUGUCCUGUGACAGCUGCCCACAGAGCCUCAAGGGCCACAUCCAAUUUAGGAGGCUCAUGUCUAUUAACCUGCCUUCCUUCUUCAUGCAGUAUUUUCUGAACAGAUGUGUGAAUGUGAAAUAUCACCCUCAUCUUCCUUUCUUCACUGUAGGAUCUCUCUUCUUUUCUUUUAGGCCCUAAAUUUCCUCACAUCCCCUUUUAAAUGUCUUGGCUGAAGGCUUUUAUCUUCCACCUGUCUCAUUCCACAUCAUGGCCAACUCCUAUCUGCCCUCUAUUGUGACCCAGCUGGACGCUGAAGUCUUCUGCUCUCCUGCAAGCUCUGAACAAUAGCUCAGCCUUACAAAGUAGAAGUGAUCUGUGCUCUUUUUCUCUUCUGUAACAUGUAUUCAAAGAGCCUACUCUGCAACUUGUUUGACUUGUGUAAAUACCUAAUAAAGCACGGGUAAUAACGCUA